CCCAUCCAAAUAUAAAGAGGCACCAGAACGACUGUGCCCUUGUUUUGCCUAUAAGCAUCGUACCACAAAAGUUAUCAAGGAGCCAGAGAGAAAAUCAAACAGAAAUUGGUUGUUGGAACAUUUAUCUCUGUGCAAGCCAAAAAAGUUCUCCAUUCCCAGAAAAAAAAAAAUGAAGUAUCUUCUUCUUUUCACUGCUUUGAUCGCUACAGCAAAUGCCCUUAACUGCCAAUGUUCUACGUGUACCGGAGGAACUUGUACAGUCGAAACGGGGCAAUGUUAUUCAAUCGAGAGGGAAAUCGCUACCGAAAAGGACAAGCCAGUUAAAGUAACAAUUAGAGGCUGCCAGGACGACAAAGUGGAUCCAAAUAUCUGCAAACAGGGAUUUAUCCUCAUGUCCUCUGAGAAGGAUUUUUAUCUGAUGAGCAAUAUUACAUGCUGUGAUAAAGAUUUGUGCGAUAAAGAUCUCAAUGCAACACUUGACAGGAUUUUUCCCACGAGUGAUCUGGUUUGCCCAUCAUGCUUUGCUCUCGAUAAGAAUUUAUGCGAUGGCAAAUCAAUGAACUGCAACGAUCUCCAGAAGAAAUGCUUCAACAUCAGCGGGACAGUCAACAAAAAAGGUUCUACUGUAGUUCAAGAUUUCAAUGCCAGGGGAUGCGCUGUUGAAAACACCAUCUUCAAAAAAGGUAUCGUCCUAGCCUCUGAAAACGCAACGUAUGAACUUGAAAAUGUCCAACUUGGGGAAGCCGAAUCCAAAAGUGGUGGCAGUCAGAUUUCCAGUUGCCUAUCUUUUGCUAUCUUUCUGCCGAGUGUCCUUUGGUUCCUACUGGACAUCUCCCUAUAUUAAACCCCAACCUACCAGUGUCCUCUCUACUCAAAUGGGGAAAAUCUCCAAUGGAAUUCUACCAAAGAAGGCAUAAAUCCAAGAAGUUUUGGCUUCAGCAAUUGCUGGUGCCCAUGUGUCUCUCAAUUGCUGGUCUGAGUCUCUUUCUCUGCAUCUCUGUCUCUCUCUCUCUCUUUUCUCUUUGUUCAGUCAAAAGGGAUUUUAAUUUAUCUAAUUAAUGCGUAUCUUAAAUAAGAAUAGAAAGGAAUAUUGGUGUUAAGGAUGUCACGCAAGUAAAGGCAUCCCAAUGAUAUAGAUACUGUUUCGUUUCAUGAGCUUUUUACAUAGUGGUUUGAAAAGGCUUGGUUAAGAUUGGAGUAGAUUAAUUGGUUUAAAUAAUUAAGCUUCCAACGAUUGAGGUAAGGCUGCAAUCAUCAUACUGAAGAACAAAAAUAUAUAUUGACAUGUAGUUUUUUUUCCUGAUGAUGUAUGAUUCCCAUCUAAGGGGCACUCUUGUGUGCAUGUGUGACAGUGUAAUGGAAUGCCUCUUAUAAGACAAUGCCUGCCAUCUUUCAUUGUUUCUUCCAUUUAAAAAAAAAUCAACUCAAAAUAAAUGUGUCUGGCAAUUA
This is a messenger RNA of Pantherophis guttatus, 1449 nucleotides long. RefSeq names its product phospholipase A2 inhibitor and Ly6/PLAUR domain-containing protein-like. NCBI's taxonomy places the organism in Eukaryota, Metazoa, Chordata, Lepidosauria, Squamata, Colubridae. The record is from RefSeq and is a predicted model, not a curated record.